Molecule: messenger RNA, 819 nt
Organism: Stereum hirsutum FP-91666 SS1
Lineage: Eukaryota; Fungi; Basidiomycota; Agaricomycetes; Russulales; Stereaceae
Exons: 2
Coding region: 1-819 (272 amino acids)
Source: RefSeq, a predicted model, not a curated record
AUGCCUGCUGAUCCUGAGCGACAGUUCGUCAGGCUCAUCUUCGACGUCUCCAAAAAGUACGCCAGCUGGGAUCCAGAGGUCCCUAUCGACGUAGGCGACUAUGGACGUAUCACGGCCGGGCGGAGUGGACUAUUCUUCUGGCGCCGCAAGGGCACUUUCCUGAAAGAGGGUAACAUCUACGCUAACGGACAGGCCGAGAAAUUCGGCAUCACUCUACCGCAUGAGCAUGGCUCACAAGGGGAAGAGGGAGGCGUGGCGUGGUUCGUUUCGGGUAAUGCAACGAAGAUCGACUUCGACGCAAGUAUUUCGUCAACCACACCAGCCCUUGCUAAAUGUAGCGUCAAGGCCGGCUUCCACUUUGACUCUUCUCCUGCUGCCAUCCUCGCCAUGCAGAACGACACAAUCUGGACGAUCAAUCCUCCCGGAAGCCUCCGCCUCCUCGCCAAAGAACCCUCCAUGUCCAACCGCGUCAUAGUCUCCGAAGUCCAUCGUUGCUCGUCCUACAUCCGCGCCCUCACCUCCUCCAACUCUCGCGACCUAUACCUCGGUGUAUCUGCUGAACCUCCGGCCGCGUCUCCCGCUAAGGGGAAGGCGGGUGUGGAGGCCAGGUGGGUUACGAGCUCUACAGCGGGGAACUUCAGGUCAAAGGUGGAUGCGAAGGACGAGAGGAGUUUUUGCCCGUUGUUUAGGUUGGUGACGUUUAGGGAGACGGAGGUUACGACUGGGAUGAGAGGUCCAAAAGAAGUGGAUGUGGGUCAACCGCUGCCCGAUGCUGUUCCACCAUGGGAUGCCGCGCCUGUGACUAAAGAUACAGAGUGA